Molecule: messenger RNA, 3287 nt
Organism: Camellia sinensis
Lineage: Eukaryota; Viridiplantae; Streptophyta; Magnoliopsida; Ericales; Theaceae
Source: RefSeq, a predicted model, not a curated record
CAUUGGGUCGGUAUCCCAAUUAAUGUUCCAACUUCCAGAUAGGGAGAUAUCAUCCAAAUUGCCGCCCCUUUUUUCUUCUCUCUUCUCUCUAAAAUCUCACAUUCUCUCUCUGUCUCUCUGUCCAAAUCUUCGAGUCUUACCAGAUUCAAAAAAGCUUCUCUACUUUUUGCUCGCCAUGUCCGUGCGCAGACGAACUUUGCUUAAGGUCAUCGUCCUCGGCGACAGUGGGGUUGGUAAGACGUCAUUGAUGAAUCAAUAUGUACAUAAGAAGUUCAGUCAGCAAUAUAAAGCUACAAUUGGGGCUGAUUUUGUCACCAAAGAACUACAAAUUGAUGACAGGCUUGUCACUCUACAAAUAUGGGACACAGCUGGGCAGGAGAGGUUUCAGAGUCUCGGUGUUGCCUUUUAUAGAGGGGCAGAUUGCUGUGUUCUUGUAUACGAUGUUAAUGUCAUGAAAUCAUUUGAUACUCUUAACAACUGGCAUGAAGAAUUUCUCAAACAGGCAAAUCCACCUGAUCGUAAGAUUUUUCCAUUUAUGUUACUUGGAAAUAAGAUUGAUAUAGAUGGUGGAAGUAGCCGAGUGGUUUCUGAGAAGAAAGCGAGAGAAUGGUGUGCUUCAAAAGGGAACAUUCCUUACUUUGAGACAUCUGCAAAAGAGGAUAUCAAUGUUGAUGCUGCUUUCCUGUCAAUUACCAAAACUGCUCUAGUCAAUGAGCAUGAGCAGGAUAUGUAAGUUCACUUUGCGGACUUGGCACAAAUAUUUAAAUUUCUAUGCAUUGAUCUUUUUUUUUUGGGAUAAGUACACUACUUGUUGAUUGAUGGUUGGAAAAUAUGGAACGUGUUUUGGAAAAAAUAUCGAUGUUGUAUACUGGAAAUUGUUAUGCUUUUGCAGGGGAUAGGUAUUCCUCCAUUGUGUAAAAUAUAGAUAAAUACUUCCAUUUGGAUCUUGCAUUAAGUCAUAAAGCUGUCUAAAAGGCUUGUUAAGGGAUGCAUAUUAUCCCUGAAUUUAUUUAUCUUAUCAAUAUUAUAUUAUUAUUUUCAAAAAUAUGUUACAGAAUAGUAUUCACUCAUAUGGUCAAGAUAGUUUGAAGUUUUCUAUUACCCUUGCUCAUGAGUUGCAGUUCCUAUUAUUCCUAUCAAUUUUACAAUUAGGUAUCAUUUUUCCAAAAGAUUAGGAUAAUCGUAGGUUACAAUUUUGACGAAUAAAGUGCAGAUAUCUUUUUCAACAAAGUGUGUCAUUUCUUGAGGUAAUUAAUUCUUAAAGUUUGACGGACUCUUUAAGCAUAAAAUCAUAUCAUACAUGUCUUUCUGAUAUGGAUGUAGUCUGUUACUUCUCUAGUCCUCAAAAAUUUUUAUGCCCACAUGUAUUAUGGUGCUGUCUGCUUAAGUUAUCAUGCUUCAAUGGUAAAUGACCAUUUUUUAACAUACUAUAUGAAUUUUAAUCUUAUCUAUAUAGCUAUCUUUGAAGGUGACAAUAGUGAUUACGAUGUUGGAACAAAUUAUAAAGGAGACACAUGAUUUAGGGUUUCAGGAAAGUUGAGAUAUUGGGAAAUCUUCCUGUCCAAAAUUUGACAAUUCCUGUCAAAAUAAAUAAAAAAAUACAAAAAAUACUUGCCAUAACCUUGGAUAUGGGGUGAAAAUAAAUGACCCUAAAUUCGAGAGUUAAACACUGCCGCUUCUCUUAUCAUGACCGUGUCAGCACACCACACUAAAACUCACUGACUAGAACUCCCACCACACAGACCUUCAACAUUCAAUUGCUAAUGAACCUUGCAUGACAUUGCAAUUGUCACAAUUAUGUGCACAGGCAUAGAUUAUGCACAUUGACAUGCAUGAUAAAGGCAUUUUAUCAAAAUUCUUUGUAGUCUGGUAUCUUAGAGGAUUGUAUGUGGUCAUUGAAUUUCCCUACUGUUAUGUGUCAUUUAACAUAAAAGUGGAUUGUCCACAAUCUUUUGCUUCUAGUCUUCCUUGCAAUAUUAGUUGGGACUGGGAGAAGAACCUAACUAUGAGGGCUAUGCAAUUUUAGUAUCGUUCUUAUGUCUGAGUAGCUUUUAUUUAUUUAUUUAUUUUUUAAAGAAGCUGAUAUCUUUUUAAGGUUGUUUAUCUUUUACUAGUUAUCCUACUUUUAUUUUUUAUUUUUUAUUUUUUUUAUCACAUGGUAUACAUUAGUAUUCAAUAGGGGUUGGCUAUUAGUAGGGGAAGGGGGCAACUCAAAGGGUAUCAAACUCCUUUCUAUAGGAUUUGAACAUGCAACCUCACACCACUAGGCCAAAGGCCCUGGUUUACUUUUGAUGUAGUUCAAGUUUUGUAUGUUUUGUUAUUUGGUUGUGGGUAUUAAUUUUAGCCAUUUUGUCAUUUAAAAAAAAAUAAAAAUAGAUGGUAUUGUAAUUGAACUAUAUUAUGCUUGUUUUGAUGUUUACAUUUGCAAUGUUCUUAUGGUAUAUCGACCAGUCUUCUUUGUUGAACAAUAUUAAUUUGCUUGUAAAAUAUUUGGAAGGACUUUCUUAGUAUUUGUGUAGGUUUACUGGUUUGGUGUUUCUCAUUUUUACUACAAUACAUAUUAUGUCCUAAAAAUAAAAUUAUAUAGUGAAAAGCCAUUUCCAAGCCAUUCCUUUAUGCCUUGAGGCAUUCGGUUUAGCUUUCACACAAGGCUUUUGUGUUAAAAAACACUACAAUGGUUUACAACAUAUUCUUCUUUUAUUCUUCCUUCUCGUUUUUUCCUCUGUGAUUUCUGCAUUGUUGGUUGUUCUUGGCUAAUUCCCUCAUAUAGAGUUUACCAUGUCAAAUCAAUCUACAAAUGUUAUGCCAUGCCACUCAACCAUAAGUUUUAUAAUAUGAAGGAAGAAAAGAGACAGAUUUAAUUGAGCAACCAAAAAUAAGCAGGCAUGAAACUGCUAAGAAAUAAUUAUGGGAAAUGUUUGAUGUGGUAAGUUAUGUAGAAAAGGGUGGGGACAUCAUGAUUCAUCUGCUUCGCAUCUGAGGUCAUCUGUACUCAUUUCUUAUGGUUGUCAUCUGUAUGGAGUACCUUGUGGUAGCCAUGCAAUUCAUUAUGAUGAAAGAAUGGUUUUUAUUGUAAUAUGUUUUUACGAUCGUAAUAAAUAGAAUAGCCGUAGUAUUGGUUGACAAAUUUUUGGUGCUGAUAUAAAUUAGAUAGUUGCAGUGGUGAUGCUUGUUAUGUAAUAGAGAUUAGAUGCCAUAGCAGGAUAAAUCCAGUCGAUAAUGAUGGACAAUUAUGACAACUACCUCAGAGGAGUUUGAGGUAGUAAUAUAAUGCCCAUGGUCAAGGG